GUGGGCGUGCCAAUGAGGAGGUGGUGGGCGGGGCCUUCGCCGGGUAACGGCCGUAGGUCGGUCAGUGGCCUUGUCUCAGGCACCGUGAGGGUCCCGGUUCCCGGCAGCUAUCCCGGCGGAGAGAGGAAGGGGCGCCAUGGCCGGGCAGCAGUUCCAGUAUGACGACAGUGGCAACACGUUCCUCUACUUCCUGACCUCCUUCGUGGGGCUGAUCGUUAUCCCGGCCACAUAUUACCUGUGGCCCCGAGACCAGAACUCGGAACAAGUUCGACUGAAAAAUAUAUGUCAUGUAUACAGAAGCUGUUUAUGGUAUCAGUUGAGGUCUAUAAAACCACAACAAAAUAUAAUUCCAACUCUAAAAAAAGUAGUAUUGCUGAUUGGAUGGGCAUUAUUUCUUUUUCUUGCCUACAAAGUUUCCAAAACAGAUAAAGAAUAUCACGAAUACAACCCAUAUGAAGUGUUAGGCUUAGAUCCGGGUGCAACUGUCUCGGAAAUUAAGAAACAAUACCGCCUGCUUUCUCUGAAAUUCCACCCUGAUAAAGGAGGAGAUGAAGUCAUGUUUAUGCGGAUAGCGAAGGCUUAUGCAGCCUUAACAGAUGAACAAUCCAGAAAGAAUUGGGAAGAAUUUGGUAACCCAGAUGGACCACAGGCUACAAAUUUUGGCAUUGCCCUGCCGGCGUGGAUUGUGGACCAGAAAAAUUCUAUGUUGGUCUUGUUUGUGUAUGGACUCGCCUUCAUGGUUAUCCUUCCAGUUGUUGUGGGUUCUUGGUGGUAUAAAUCAAUCCGUUAUAGUGGAGAUCAGAUCCUUAUUCGCACUACUCAGAUCUACACGUAUUUUGUGUACAAGACCCGCACCAUGGAUAUGAAACGUCUAAUUAUGGUGUUAGCUGGGGCGUCGGAGUUUGAUCCACAAUAUAAUAAGGAUGCAACGAGCAGACCUGCAGAUAAUAUACAGAUUCCACAGUUAAUAAGAGAAAUUGGUAGCAUCAAUCUGAAAAAGAAUGAACCUCCGCUAACCUGUCCCUACAGUCUUAAGGCCAGAGUCCUUUUACUGGCUCACCUAUCACGGAUGCAAAUUCCAGAUAUCCUAAAAGAAGAUCAGCAGUUUAUUUUAAAGAAAUGUCCUGCCUUGCUUCAAGAAAUGGUUAAUGUUAUAUGCCAGCUGAUAAUCAUGGCUCGUAGUCGAGAAGAGAGGGAACUCCGACCACCAUCACUGUCCUCCCUGGAGAACUGCAUGAAGCUCUGUCAGAUGACUGUACAAGGCCUCCAACAGUUCAAAUCUCCCUUUUUGCAACUGCCAUUUAUUGAAGAGGAUCACUUAAGACGAGUUUUUAACCACAAAAAGUUCAAAAUCAAGACAAUUCGGGACCUGGUCAGUAUGAAGAAGUCAGAUCGCCGUCUGCUUUUGAGCUUUUUGGAAGAUAGCAGCUAUGAUGAGCUAGUAGCAGUUCUCGGCAGCUUUCCAAAUAUCACAAUGGAGAUAAAGCCUCAAGUGCUAGAUGAUGAAGAUAGUAAUAACAUUACAGUGGGUUCCCUUGUCACUGUCCUUGUCACUCUGAAAAGACAAACAAUGGCGGAAGUGUUUGAGAAGGAACACUCUACUUGCUCUGCAGAGGAUCAGCCAGUGGAGGAAGGACAAGCAGAAGUUGGCAAAAUGAAGAGCAAAGGCUGGCAGCAAAAAAACAAAACUGCUAAAAAGUCUUCCAAAUCCAAGAAAAAGAAGCCAGUAAAAAAGAAGGUGGUUACCCCAACUGUAUUGCAGCAGAGACCAAUAAAGCAGAAGCAAGGAAAUGAUGUGAUGGGAAAUGAUGUCACGUCAAAGGAGGAUGAGGAGGAUGUUUCAGACAAAGGUAGUGAUUCUGAAGACGAAGAUACGAAUCGGGAUUCCCAGAGUGAUGGGAGUGAUAAGGAAUCUGACCGGGAGACUGAUGAAAAACAGGGAAAAGAUGACGAAACGGAAUGGCAAGAGUUACAACAAAGCAUUCAGCGAAAAGAUCGAGCCUUACUGGAAACCAAAUCAAAGAUUACACAUCCUGUAUAUAGUUUAUAUUUCCCAGAGGAAAAGCAAGAAUGGUGGUGGAUUUACAUUGCAGACAGAAAGGAUCAAACAUUAAUAUCUAUGCCGUAUCAUGUGUGUACGCUUAAAGAUCAAGAAGAGGUGGAGCUAAAAUUUCCAGCACCCAGUAAGCCUGGAAAUUAUCAAUACACUCUAUUUUUAAGGUCUGAUUCUUAUAUGGGUUUGGAUCAAAUUAAACCAUUGAAGUUGGAGGUUCAUGAAGCCAAACCAAUACCUGAAAACCACCCACAGUGGGAUACUACCAUAGAAGGCGAUGAUGACCAAGGGGACAGUGAGGGCUUUGAAGAAAGCUACGAAGAAGAGGAGGAAGACGAGGAGGAUUAAUUUAACAAGACAAAAAAGACUUAAAGAUUUGCACAUGGACGUCGAUGCGAUAUUGGAGCUAUUCCAUUCACCAGAGCUGCAGUGUAGACGUUUUUGAGGAAGUUGAUACUAACAAACCCCUCCCCCACCCCUCCUUUUUGUGUUUCUUUCAACAGUUCUGAGUGUUCUGUGUAUGGCUUUGGAGAUGAAACACACCCUUGCCAUUUGCAAGUGGUAUGCCUAGUGGUUGCUAAGGCCAAUCGUAGCAGAGUACUGCAUUUACAAAAAACAAAUUAAAGAUUUAUAUUGCAAUGAAUAUCUCUACAGUUCAAACUGGUUAUCCUUGUACUACAAGAGUUAUAUGUGUAGUAGGCACUGUCUCCUGCAGUCACCCAGGGCUUAAUUCAAUGUUCAUGCCAUGUAAGUUGAGUUUGUUACCUCCAAAACAACAAAGGCCUUUUCGUCCAUCUUCAGAGGUUACAUUUUGCAUAAUAUACAGUAAGAAUCAUUUAUUUCAGUAGGUAACACAUUCCACCAAAAUAUAAUUGUGCCAGGGUAUAAUAUAUUACGUAACACUAAAAGAAAUGUCAGAUUUUUAUUUUUUGCUUAAAAAGAAAAAAAAUCUUUUUAGUAAAUUCUAUAUUUCUCAUUAGCGCUAGCUACUGUUAACAGGUUUGGUAAAAGAAUGGCUCCGUACAUUGUGGGACCACAAGUUGCAGUAUGUUGUGGUUUUUAUGCAAAGAUGCCUUUUUUUUAGUGAAGGGUAAAUGUGAGGGGCUAAACACUUAGUCCUGGUAAGUCUUAAUAAAAAGUGAUGUGCUCUGCAGCUGUACCAAGUAAAGAAAAGGACACACCAGCCAUUGUUCCAGAAGAUAUGUUUUUAAAUGAAAAGAAAACCAUAAGUUACACUACAGCCUCUCGUUGUCUCCAGAAAAGUGCCAAGCUCCUGUCUAUCUGUACUGAUGCUGUGACAUCUACAUCUGGAACAUUUGUGCAGGAUUUUUCUGUGUAGACUUACUUGGCUUUCUGCAGGAAUGUUAUGAAUGAAAAUGGGCUACACAGAUAUGAAACACUUGUGUAAUGCUCAAUAAAAUAGUACAUCAUUGA
This is a messenger RNA of Pseudophryne corroboree (corroboree frog), 3487 nucleotides long. It is a transcript of the gene SEC63, whose product is annotated as SEC63 homolog, protein translocation regulator. NCBI's taxonomy places the organism in Eukaryota, Metazoa, Chordata, Amphibia, Anura, Myobatrachidae. The transcript is spliced from 21 exons. Gene Ontology annotation, molecular function: transmembrane protein transporter activity; RNA binding. Bases 137 to 2401 code for a protein of 754 amino acids. The record is from RefSeq and is a predicted model, not a curated record. Gene Ontology annotation, cellular component: Sec62/Sec63 complex. Gene Ontology annotation, biological process: SRP-dependent cotranslational protein targeting to membrane; post-translational protein targeting to endoplasmic reticulum membrane.